This is a messenger RNA of Oppiella nova, 438 nucleotides long. NCBI's taxonomy places the organism in Eukaryota, Metazoa, Arthropoda, Arachnida, Sarcoptiformes, Oppiidae. The record is from the annotation of a GenBank genome assembly.
UGCUGGAUAUCAUCCCAAAAACAUCCCAAUAAUAUUUAUCGGCAUUUCGUGGCUAUUAUUCGUGUUAUAUAUCCACCGCUGGACUACAUUUCCUCAAAUGGAGUAUUUCUAGUGAUAUAUCAGAUGAAGAUACGUCUGAAACCGUACAAACAAUAUCCGGAUAUUCCCCAAAACCUAAGGAGUAUUCCUAGUAAUAUAUCAGUGGAAUAUACGUGGGGAACGGUGCAAUUACCAAUGUAUUUGGCGACCGAUGACCCCUAUGUGUGGGAACUGGAGACCACACCCUAUAGAGAGAAGGGCUAUGUUUUUAAGGGAAAUCCAUUGCAUUCAAUGAGAGCUCAGACGUAUAGGAGAUUUACCGAUACGGCGACUGUGGACCUGAUAAGUGAUGUCUGGAUGUUGAGUGAAUGCGAUCACAUAGUCUGUACCCUCAGCUCC